Carcharodon carcharias (great white shark) is the source of this 2335-nucleotide messenger RNA. RefSeq names its product acyl-CoA synthetase long chain family member 5 (gene acsl5). Gene Ontology annotation, biological process: long-chain fatty acid metabolic process. Gene Ontology annotation, cellular component: mitochondrion; membrane; endoplasmic reticulum. The transcript is spliced from 21 exons. Gene Ontology annotation, molecular function: arachidonate-CoA ligase activity. NCBI's taxonomy places the organism in Eukaryota, Metazoa, Chordata, Chondrichthyes, Lamniformes, Lamnidae. The record is from RefSeq and is a predicted model, not a curated record. Bases 195 to 2228 code for a protein of 677 amino acids.
GGCUACUGGCCAUGUGUUGCAGGAGUGAAAUUCCAGUAUGGAAAAGUGUGUCUUGAGCAAGUGCUGUGUUAGCAGUAAGUCACUGUAUGUAUAUAUACAUAUAUAAACUUUAAACCCUGACUAGUGCUUGGAUUACCAGUCACAAAGCGCCUCCAGCAAUAAAGGUUUGCAGCUUUGCUCCAGAAGUUUAAAAGAUGAGCAUAUUGCUCCUGACCUUCUCUGUUCCAAUUCUGGUUUUGAUUGGUACUUUUAUAUACUGGGUGGCAACUAAGCCAAAACCUGUCGAACCAACAUGUGAUCUUUCCAAGCAAUCUGUGCAAAUUAAGAAUAGUGGAGGUGCCAGGCGAUGUGCGCUAUUGAAGGAUGAUGAUGUGAUAUCUUACUUCUAUGAUGAUGCUCGAACGCUCUAUGAAGCUUUCCAGAGAGGUUUACAUGUAUCAGGUAAUGGACCUUGUCUGGGUUACAGGAAACCCAAACAGCCUUAUCAGUGGCUUUCAUACAAACAGGUAUCUGACAGAGCAGAGUACCUUGGAUCAGGCCUUUUACAUCGAGGGUGCAAUUCAACUCCAGACCAGUACAUUGGCGUAUUUGCUCAGAAUAGGCCUGAGUGGAUAAUUUCUGAGCUGGCUUGCUACACCUACUCUAUGGCAGUGGUACCAUUAUAUGACACUCUAGGACCUGAAGCUAUUGUAUACAUCAUUAACAAAGCUGAAAUUUCCACUGUGAUAUGUGACAAGCCAAACAAAGCUAAUACUUUGCUGGAAAAUUGUGAAAAGGACCUUACUCCAAACCUAACAACUAUUAUUCUGAUGGAUCCAUUUGAUAAUGCUUUAAAAGAACGUGGGGCAAAAUGUAGAGUCGAUGUUCUCUCAAUGAAAGAAGUUGAGGAUCUUGGAAGAGAGAACCUAAGAAAACCAAUUCCACCAAAACCUGAAGACCUGAGUCUUAUAUGCUUUACAAGUGGGACAACAGGUAACCCUAAAGGAGCUAUGUUGACCCAUGGGAAUGUUAUGUCCAAUUCAGCAGCUUUCUUCAAAAUAAUUGAGUGCACAUUUAUCCCCAGAACUGAUGAUAUUUCUAUCUCCUAUCUUCCCCUGGCACAUAUGUUUGAAAGAGUGGUGCAGACAGCACUGUACUGUAGCGGUUCCAGAGUGGGAUUCUUCCAAGGUGAUAUUCGGUUGUUGGCAGAUGAUAUGAAGAUGCUCCAGCCCACUGUCUUUCCAGUUGUGCCUAGACUACUGAACCGAAUCUACGACAAGGUGCAAAGUGGGGCACAAACUCCACUCAAGAGAUGGCUGUUGAAUUUUGCUAUUCGCAAUAAAGAAGCUGAAGUAUCCAAAGGAAUUAUUAGAAAUGACAGUCUCUGGGACAAACUGAUUUUCAACAAAGUUCAGGCUACAAUGGGAGGACGUGUCCGUGUAGUGGUAACAGGAGCAGCUCCCAUCUCCCCUUCUGUUCUCACAUUCCUUCGAGCAGCACUGGGUUGUCAAAUUUUUGAAGCAUAUGGACAAACUGAAUGCACUGCUGGAUGCACCAUCUCAAUGGUUGGAGAUUCUACUGCAGGCCAUGUUGGUGCACCAAUUCCCUGCAAUAUUGUGAAAUUAGUUGAUGUUGAGGACAUGAAUUACUUUGCUGCUAAUGGAGAAGGAGAGGUCUGCAUUAAAGGCUCAAAUGUGUUCAGAGGUUACUUGAAAGACCCAGAAAGAACAGCUGAAGCUAUAGACCCUGAUGGAUGGCUUCAUACAGGGGACAUUGGAAAAUGGCUGUCUAAUGGAACACUGAAAAUCAUUGACAGGAAGAAGAAUAUAUUUAAACUAGCUCAGGGAGAAUAUAUUGCACCAGAGAAAAUUGAGAAUAUAUAUAUUCGGAGCGCUCCUGUAGCCCAAAUUUUUGUGCAUGGAGACAGCUUGAAGUCUUAUUUAGUAGCCAUUGUGGUGCCUGACCCAGAGGUACUUCCGGAAUUUGCUGCAAGUAAAGGAUUCCAAGGCUCCUACCAAGAACUAUGCAAGAAUCCAGAAGUAAAGAAGGUUAUUCUAGAAGACAUGGUUAAACUGGGAAAAGAAGCUGGGCUAAAAUCAUUUGAACAGGUAAAAGACCUGUAUCUACACACCGAGAUGUUCAGUGUUGAAAAUGGACUCCUAACCCCAACACUGAAGGCCAAAAGAUCAGAACUUGCCAAGUACUUCAACAGUAAGAUUGAUCGUCUAUAUGAAAACACACAGGCAUAGUUGUCAAUACACAGGGAACCUAUGGAUUGUGAUCCUGUCCAUGCUGUGUGAGUGGAAGAUUCAUCCUCGAAUUGUACUAUUCUCAAUAAAGCACAUUGCAAAAAAAA